Messenger RNA from Danaus chrysippus (African queen), 1521 nucleotides. Lineage: Eukaryota; Metazoa; Arthropoda; Insecta; Lepidoptera; Nymphalidae. The record is from the annotation of a GenBank genome assembly.
AUGGACAGCCAAAGAGAGAAGGAGAGGGACCGGUCCAGACGAGGCGAUAGACCCUCAAGGUUCUCAGAUGCACCAAGAGAUCGUUCCAACGACCGUGAUAGAUCGGAGGGGAAACGUUUGUUUGUUUCCAACAUACCUUAUGAAUUUCGCUGGACAGAACUAAAAGACUUAUUCAAAGAGAAGGUUGGUGAUGUAGCCUAUGUUGAACUCUUUAAUGAUGAGAAUGGAAAACCAAGAGGAUGUGGUGUUGUGGAAUUCUCAAAUUCUGAAGCUAUGAAAAAGGCACUUUUUGUAAUGCAUAGAUAUGAAUUGAAUGGAAGGAAGCUUGUUUUAAAAGAAGAAACAGAUUAUCUUUUAGGUAAUGAAAGAAACAGAUUAAACUCUGUCAGAUCUGGAGGUGGUGGUGGUGGUAGAAAUAUGAGAGAAGAUAAAGAUGGAUGGGGAGUUAACAAGCCAAGGGAACCAGAAAAUUUCAAUACUUAUGGUUUAAGUCUACAGUUCUUAGAAUCCAUAAAUGUGCAGCCGCCUUUAGUUAAAAAAGUUUUUGUUGCAAAUCUGGACUAUAAAGCAGAUAGAGCUAAAAUUAAGGAAGUAUUUAAAAUGGCCGGUAAAGUUAGAAACAUUGAUUUAGCUAUUGAUAAAGAUGGAAACAGUAGAGGUUUUGCUGUUAUUGAAUAUGAUCAUCCCGUAGAAGCUGUACAGGCAAUUUCUAUGUUUGACAAACAAAUGUUAUAUGAGCGUAGAAUGACAGUAAGAAUGGAUAGGGGAGUUACUGACAAAUCUGAGCUGAGAUUGCCAGAAGGUUUGAAAAGCAUUGGUAUAGGAUUGGGACCAAAUGGGGAACCUCUCAGAGAUGUAGCAAGAAACCUACCUCAGAAUACAUCCACAAAUAACUUGAGUCUUGGCAGUACAGGCUCUACGAUAGGUGCUGGAGUUUUAGGUGCGGUUCCCACUGCUGGGGUGGGAUUAAAUGGUCUCGGAGCAAGCCUGUCAGCUAAUACUUUGGGAACCAAUGCUGCUCUUAGUAACAGUCUAGGCUUACAGGCCUUAGGACUGACUGGUCUUGGUGCCUUACAAAAUCAGCUUCUUCAACAAGGUCUCACUGCAAAUGAUCUAGCCACAGUACUUACACAGGCUCAAGCUGCUAAUGUUAACUCCAACAACUUAUCCCUGGGUACCCCAGAUAUGGGUAGUAGUGUCCUCGGAAAUUCAGGCUUGGGCAACAACGUUCUGGGCGCAAAUUCCUCUUUAAGUAGUGGGUCACUUUCAGGGACUAAUCGUCAGAUGGGCAGUGUGACAGUUCCGGGACAAGGCUAUGGCCGUGAUGGACAACAGGGGAGAGAUAAACAAUCAGAUAUUGUCAUUAUUACUAAUCUUCCACCAACAGUGACAUGGCAACUAAUAAGAGAGAAGUUCAGUGAGUGUGGAGAUGUGAAGUAUGCUGAGAUGACGGCACCUGAUACAGCUAUAGUGAGAUUCCAUAAGGAGUGGGAUGCUGAGAGAGCUGUCAGUAUCCUUUAA